AUGUCAAAAAAGCAAGAGAACCUCACUCAUGAGGAGAUGUGGGAUGACUCCGCCCUCAUAGAUUCUUGGAAUGAGGCUUUGCAAGAGUACAAAAAAUAUCACAGCAUACACGCCAAAGGUGGAAGUUUACGAGAUCUGGAGUCUCAAAACCAGGUUGAAGCAGAGCCAGAACCUGAACAGCCUCAAACAACAGAAACACAAGAGAACGUUUUGAUCUCAGAAAGAACCGAGGAAAAUAAGAUCCCUUCAUCACGGAACGAGUCUAAGGGACCGGCUCCGUCUCAGUCUCAAGGUGUCCCUGCUUUUCCGAUACAGACCGUUCUAGGUUCUGUUCAAGACGAAAGCCUCAAAAAACUUCUCAUGUCCUGGUAUUAUGCAGGCUACUACACAGGCUUGUACGAAGGCCAGCAACAAGCUCAACAAAACCAUGCUUCGUAA
This is a messenger RNA of Fusarium coffeatum, 438 nucleotides long. RefSeq lists its product as uncharacterized. The record is from RefSeq and is a predicted model, not a curated record. The transcript is spliced from 5 exons. Lineage: Eukaryota; Fungi; Ascomycota; Sordariomycetes; Hypocreales; Nectriaceae. The coding region runs from base 1 to 438 and encodes 145 amino acids.